GAUAAAGAAAGAGACUCACUUUAUUCAAAGAAAAGCAAAAAGCAAAUCAAAGCCUUUACUUUUUGAAAAACAAAGAACAAGAAUAACUGCCCACUUCACAUUUCUCAUCUGUAAAACUGUUUUUUCUGUUUCUUCUAGAAAAAAUUUAUAAAUUUUUUUUUGUUGCUGUUGUUAUUGUCAUCGUUGUUGUUGUUUUGUGGAGUUAUGGCUGAUGUUUUGAGCAAGACCAAUCUUGUUCCUUCGUCUUGUUGUAAUGGUUACAAGAACCAGAAGAAAGAUGGUGCCUUCGUUCUAAAAAGAAGUUGCAGUCUUAAGGUGUCAUCUAGGAAAUUCAAUCCUCAGGCUUUCGGAUCACAGAAGAUAUCACUUAUUUCUGAUUUUUAUGGCAAGAGGGUUAUUGUUCAAGAAAAACAACUCAAGAGAGGGAAUUUUCAUCAAUUUUCAAUUAAGGCUCAGACUGGACUGAGACUCAAGAAUGCUCCAAAAUGGUGGGAAAAGGGGUUGCAACCAAACAUGAAGGAGAUCACCUCUGCACAAGACCUUGUGGACUCCCUUAUGAAUGCUGGGGACAAACUUGUAAUUGUUGAUUUCUUCUCCCCUGGCUGUGGUGGCUGCAAAGCUCUCCAUCCAAAGAUAUGUCAAUUUGCGGAGAUGAACCCUGAUGUCCAGUUUCUUCAGGUGAAUUAUGAGGAACAUAAAUCCAUGUGUUAUAGCCUCAAUGUACACGUACUGCCAUUCUUUAGAUUUUACCGAGGGGCUCAAGGCCGAGUAUGCAGCUUUAGCUGUACUAAUGCCACGAUUAAGAAAUUUAAAGAUGCAUUAGCCAAGCACACCCCAGACCGAUGCAGCCUCGGGCCAACCAAAGGGCUGGAGGAGAAAGAGCUUAUUGCGUUGGCUUCUAACAAAGAUCUCAACUUUACAUGCACACCAAAACCAGUUCAACCAACUGCUCCUGCUCAGGAAGAGAUAAUACCAGCAGCACUCACCCCAGCUCAUGUGAAUCAAACCCUACCUCUUCCUAUUCCUCUCUCUACAACAAGCCUGAUGUCUGCCCAAGACUUGGGGGAGAAAACCUUGGUUACUUCUGGGAGAUAGAAAGGAUCAGUGAUGAUUACCGACUCUUGUCCCUCUUCUCCUUGUACAGUUCUAGUUUGUGUUCUGCGAUAUACAUGUUACAAGCUAGUAGAGUUGAAGCCAUACAAAUAUGUGUGUAAAUUGCAGGCUUUUGGAUUUAUUUUUUUUGGAUCCUCGCCUGCUUGUAUGAGGCAUCUAUGUAAUGUUUAAAAAGAAAAAAGAAAAGGGUCUUUAGUUUUGUAUUUUUAUUUUUUCCUCUUUUUUCUUGCCCUUGUUGGUAACACAACAGGGUUGCUGCACUGAGUAAAUGUAAUAUUACUACAAAUUAAUAUUACUUUGUAUAAUUUCCUA
Ricinus communis (castor bean) is the source of this 1425-nucleotide messenger RNA. RefSeq names its product thioredoxin-like 1-1, chloroplastic. Bases 205 to 1095 code for a protein of 296 amino acids. Lineage: Eukaryota; Viridiplantae; Streptophyta; Magnoliopsida; Malpighiales; Euphorbiaceae. Gene Ontology annotation, biological process: cell redox homeostasis. The record is from RefSeq and is a predicted model, not a curated record. The transcript is spliced from 4 exons.